UGUCAAGUUAAUACAAGAUUUUUUCAAACCACACAACACACUUAUCUUUUAAAAUACAAUUUCCAUUGCUGAUAAGCAAAUAAGUCAUUUAAUUGUUAGUUUUCGGAGUCUGCAGAGUAAACAUCUGAAAAUCUGAAAGACUCGGGGUCACAUGGUGGAAAGCCCCGGAACUAAACCUCUGCUAAGAAUUUAUUUUUUAUUUUUUUAAUGUAACGGUCGUAUAAGUGUGUGUGAAUAUUUUAUUCGCUAAAGCGAAUCUUUGCUUAUCGGCAACGUACCUGCAUUGAGACCACACCAAGGUUAUUGAUCCGUCGUGUGUUUUGCUCCAUGGACAAAGACAAGCCCGCAGACGGCAAUGGUCAGUGCUCCUGGUUUGAGAUGCAACAGUUCAUUGGUGACCUCAUUACGUCUGGGAACUCUUCUAGUCAGUCGCUGAAGGAGCAGCAUGAUGUACUCCAUGUCUCCUGGGGUUUGGCCGGAGGGGAAUAUCUGGGGCUGAAAGGACCAGCCCAAGACAAGUCAGAUUUAGACCAAAACCGGCUGAUGUUAUCAGGGGCACCUGAGAGGAGGGCAGAAUUCAGAGACAGAAAGGAAGUUGAAAAUGAGCUCCAUGCGUGCACCUGCACCGGAUGUCCAUUUUCUACUUCCCCGCCUUCAUACGAGACUCUAAAGCCCAGAAAAUCUCUGUACUCCCAUGGGCAACCAGACAAAACAUGCCUCAGUAGGACCCACACCAGCCACCCGGCCAUGAACCUCAGCGUUUGCUUACCGGAUGAGAACCAGGCAGAGCCCAGCAGCACCACCUCGUCCGACCUAAAGCCCCGUGCGUCGAGGAGGGAGGACAGGGAGCGUAACGCAGACUGCUCAUCCUCCUCCAGAGGUCUAGCGGGCUCCUUCCCCCACUUCCCCAUGUUUGCCUGCUUGUGUUGCCACGGCCUCCAGACCUGCGCUCAGCUAUUAAGGCAGCAGGAAGGCCCGGACUCUGGCCUCCCUCAUGGCAACGCACACGGCCACCACAUCCACCAUCACCACUGUCCCUUCUCCUCCUGCCUGCCCUGCCCUCAGCUGGCCCACUCGCACCCCCACGCAGCCCAGCUCCGGGGCCACUUCCCUUACCUGGGAUGCCAUCACGCUAUCAGCGCCUGUCCGCAGCACUCCCACAAGCAGAACGUCCAGAAGCCCGGCCAGCCCAACCAGGAGGAAGGGGCCAGGGCCACCACCGCGUACCCCCCCUUCAUGCACCCCUGCAUGCACUGCUCGGCCGCGUUCCAGAGGCCGUCCCAGCUGCUGCAGCACCAGCGGUCCGAGCACUCCCAGAAGCCCGCCGGCUUCCUGUGCACCGAGUGCGGCAAGGCCUUCAACUCGCACAGCAACCUGCGCAUCCACCAGAACGUGCACACCGGCGCCAGGCCCUACGUCUGCCCCGACUGCGGCAAGAGCUUCAGUCAGUCGGGCGCGCUGAAGAUCCACAAGCGCAUCCACACGGGCGAGCGGCCGUACUCCUGUGCCUUCUGCGGCCGCGGCUUCCCCCACCUGGCGGGGGUCCGGGCCCACCAGAGGACCCACACCGGGGAGAAGCCGUACCGCUGCGGCCUGUGCGGGAAGUGCUUCACCCAGUCGGGGGCUCUAAAGAUCCACACCCGCAUGCACACGGGCGAGCGUCCCUUCACCUGCGGGGUGUGCGAGAAGGGCUUCACCAACCUGGCGGCCAUCCGCUUCCACUACCGGACGGUCCACGGGCUCACCUACGAGGGGGCCGCGAGGACCGCGGCCGGGGCCCCGUACCGGGACCAGACCAACCCCGGGUGUCCUUCCACCUCCGCGGGACGGCCCCGGAGCAGUCACCCCCCCGGCGGCCUGCUGGACAAGUGUAACCUGGCAGAGGGAGGGGGGUCCAUGAUGCCCAGAGGGACGGUCGCCCAGGGGGCAUCGGGCAAGGCCCAGGCCGACAGAGCUAGCGGGCACAAGGAGGGUCAGAUCUACGCAUGUGAGGACUGUGGCCAGGGCUUUAAGGACGCGCCCUCCAGGAACAGACACCAGAAUCUGGUUCACUACACUGAGGAGGGUCAGGAGGUCGGGCAGACUAAGGGCUAGUUAUGAAGGAGAGGAGGCCGGGUGAUGGUGGAGAUGGACUUGAGGACCUAAUGAGGGAAAAGGUAGGUGAGUGUGAAUAACAUCGUUCUGUUGUUCAAAAUGUGUUACUUUUACAAGGUGUCCCAUUUCUGCCACACAAAAGAAAAUCAAUUGAAAGGGGCAUAAUGUAUAGGUGUAUAUGCAUGUCUGGGGGCCUUUCAGUAAGAAUGAUGUGGAAUUUUAAUUUAUGAGUUUAAUUAUGGAAAUGCCAGCAUUUUACAGUACUCGUUUAAUAAAUGAACGGGACAAUGUCUGUUCAAUUAUAAUAAUUUAUUUAAAAUUAAGUAGUGGCUUCCUUGACACUUUAUAACUGGUAACCAAACCAGACCCAAUGGAUGCUGAAUCAAUGCUGAUUUUGUAGGUGUCACAAAUGUUAAGUCACCAUGUAGUCAACGCUUAAAGGGACAACCUAUGCCACAAACAUACCGUACACACUUAUUUGCAAACCAACCCGUUUUUUAAUGACCACAUACAAAUUAUUACAAUGAGCGAAGCAUUAAGCAUGUGGCCUAAAACUGUUGUUUUUUUAUGUCAUUGUGUUUCCAAAACAACUGGAUAGUCUAAUGGUAAAGAUAGAUGUGGCAGUAGCUUUGUAAAUAAUGAAUGGUGUCCCUCGAACUUUUUGUAAGUAUUAUGUUUCUCUAUUCUACCAAAAUCUAAGGCUAUUGGAGCAUUUUAUCCCUUGGAAGACGGCUGCCUGCAUUGUGUCCUCACGGAAGUACAUGAACAGCGUAGUUACAAAGAACACUCAGCUUCUAAUUAUUAUGGUCCUGAAAAAAAACCCUAUUUGUUCUGGGCGGCUGGCUUCAUUGCGUAAAAUCUCACCUUCUUUAUCAUGCCUUUUUGCGAUUCUUUCGGUUGAUCAUAUAUUAAGAAAGCUUGUGUGCACACAUUAAUCAUUCGGUAUAUGUUUUUGAAAUUACAAUUUGAGAGGAACCAAGAAGUAUGAGACAAUCCUGUCAGCUCAAUACUGCCGCCUAGUGUCACCCUGUAGUAUAUAUGUAUAGGAGUAUUAUACCACAGCAUUGCAUACAUACAACCACAUAGCCGCAAUACAUUUUUUACAACUUUUGAUGUUUUAUGCAAGAAAAAAGUUCCAAUUAAUCUUUAUUCAUUUACAACGGUAUGGCAAUUUAAUAUUGAAGACAAAAUGCUUGAUGAUUGUGACACAUUUCAGGCAUAGUCCUUAUUCUUCAUAUUUUACUCAUAUCCCUUAUUAUAUUACAUAUUUUUUUUAUAUACAGUGCUGUAUUCCGAGUUAUUUAAAAGUGCGAUGUGGAUCAAACAUUUUACCAAUAAACAACAUGUCUGAGGUUGCA
This is a messenger RNA of Gadus morhua (Atlantic cod), 3452 nucleotides long. Its product is annotated as C2H2-type zinc finger protein. Gene Ontology annotation, biological process: regulation of transcription by RNA polymerase II. Gene Ontology annotation, molecular function: DNA-binding transcription factor activity, RNA polymerase II-specific; RNA polymerase II transcription regulatory region sequence-specific DNA binding. The transcript is spliced from 3 exons. The record is from RefSeq and is a predicted model, not a curated record. The coding region runs from base 328 to 2094 and encodes 588 amino acids. Lineage: Eukaryota; Metazoa; Chordata; Actinopteri; Gadiformes; Gadidae. Gene Ontology annotation, cellular component: nucleus.